UUGUCUUUGGUUCGUUGUUUUGUUGCCAAAAGGUUGUUGACCUGUCAAUUUAAUAUAACAUUUUUUGAUUAUCGUAUUUAAUAUUGUAUCAAUCGUUAAUAGCCAUUAAAUGUUCAUUUCGUCCAUAUAUCUAGUCACUCUUUUAUAAAUUACAAUGAAGAUUGCUAUAGAAGGAUGUGCCCACGGUGAACUUGAAAAAAUAUACGAAUGUGUUGAAACUAUCCAAGAAAGGGAGGGAAUUAAGAUUGAUUUAUUAAUUUGCUGUGGGGACUUUCAGUCUGUUCGCAACAAUGACGAUUUACGAGCUAUGGCUGUACCUGAAAAAUAUCAAAAUAUUUGUACAUUUUACAAGUACUACAGUGGUGAGAAAGAGGCCCCUGUUCUGACUAUUUUUAUUGGUGGCAAUCAUGAAGCAUCAAAUUAUUUACAAGAAUUGCCUUAUGGUGGCUGGGUUGCACCUAAUAUCUAUUACAUAGGAAGAGCUGGUGUGGUAAAAUAUGGAAAUUUAAGAAUAGCAGGUGUGUCAGGUAUUUUCAAGGGACAUGACUACUUGCAAGGUCUUUGGGAGAGUCCUCCUUAUUCACAGAAUUCAUUACGCUCAGUAUAUCACAUUAGAUCUCUAGAUGUUUUCCGACUUAGUCAGCUUAAGGAACCAGUCAAUGUCAUGUUAUCACAUGACUGGCCAAGAGGAAUCACUGAUUAUGGAAAUAAGGAUAACUUGUUAAGAAGAAAACCAUUCUUAAGGGAGGACAUUGAAUCAAACCAUUUAGGUAGCCCACCAGCAGAAAGGCUUUUACAUUUGCUCAAACCAGAUUAUUGGUUCGCUGCUCACUUGCAUUGCCAAUUUGCAGCCCUCGUACAACAUGAAGAAGGUGAAACAAAAUUUCUGGCUCUAGACAAAUGUUUGCCAAAGAGAAGACAUUUACAAAUAUUGGACCUACCUCCCACAUAUGAUGGGGACAAAACAUUAAAAUAUGAUGUAGAAUGGUUGACUAUUUUGAAAGACACAAACCAUUUGCUAAGCGUCAAAAAUAUUAACUGUCAUAUGCCAGGUCCAGGUGGUAAUGAGAGAUAUGAAUUUAGUCCCACUGAAGAAGAGAUGAAAAAAACAUUAGAAGUAAUGGGAUCUUUAACAAUAACAAAUGAAUCAUUUGUCAGAACAGCCCCGAUUUACAAACCAGGAGCCCCAAAGAGUUCAAUAAUUGAGCCCAUUGAGAAUCCUCAGACUGUCUACCUAUGUGAAAAACUAGGCAUUGAUGAUCCUUUACAAGUUGUGCUAGCGCGAACAGGACGGACUAUGAAACCAGUGUGUGUUAAGGAAAGUACAUUAAUUGAUGAAUCAAUUACAUGUAAUGAUGAGAACACAGUACCUCAAACACCUAUGAAAUCUUUCAAAUUAUCCCUACCUGCACCAGUUACACCUUCUCUUAAUGAAGAUUUGUCUCAAACAGAUUCAAUUUGUACUCCAAAUCAUACAAAAUCUGACAAUUUAGAUGAUACACAAGAAAAUUUAUCUACUCCACCUUCAAUUAAAAAAAUAUUUAAACGAAGGAACUUAGCACUGUACACACCAGAAGCCGAUGAAGAUGUUAGUACUUCUACAAGCUCAGUGGGAGAAUCUGAGAGUCCUCGCACAAGUAAACUGCCUUGUAGAAUAAAUAUGUAGAUAAUUUAGUAUAAUUUUUAACCAUACAAUUACUUGAUAGUAAUUUAGGCAAAGUAUAAUACAUAAGUAAUUUCAUUUGUAAGAAAUCACUAGAAAACAGUAAAUAAUAUAAUAGAUGAUAUUUGUAAAUAAACAUUUUAGCAUAUUCAAACAAUGCAUAAUAAA
Papilio polytes (common Mormon) is the source of this 1831-nucleotide messenger RNA. RefSeq names its product lariat debranching enzyme (gene ldbr). Gene Ontology annotation, cellular component: nucleus. Gene Ontology annotation, biological process: mRNA splicing, via spliceosome. The record is from RefSeq and is a predicted model, not a curated record. Gene Ontology annotation, molecular function: RNA lariat debranching enzyme activity. The transcript has 5 exons. Bases 155 to 1666 code for a protein of 503 amino acids. NCBI's taxonomy places the organism in Eukaryota, Metazoa, Arthropoda, Insecta, Lepidoptera, Papilionidae.